This is a messenger RNA of Manacus vitellinus (golden-collared manakin), 1649 nucleotides long. RefSeq names its product 5-hydroxytryptamine receptor 2B (gene HTR2B). Gene Ontology annotation, molecular function: G protein-coupled serotonin receptor activity; neurotransmitter receptor activity. Gene Ontology annotation, biological process: heart development; smooth muscle contraction; chemical synaptic transmission. Bases 1 to 1392 code for a protein of 463 amino acids. Lineage: Eukaryota; Metazoa; Chordata; Aves; Passeriformes; Pipridae. Gene Ontology annotation, cellular component: dendrite; plasma membrane. The transcript has 3 exons. The record is from RefSeq and is a predicted model, not a curated record.
AUGUCCCAUCCUUUACAUUUCUUGAACGGGUUUGGAGCUGGCAAUGGAUCUUUGUCGGCUCUCUCAGUAACAGGAGCACCCAAGCAGGACGACCCAAGUGACGAACAAGGAAACAGAGUGCGCUGGGCAGCGCUGCUGAUCCUCCUGCUGAUAAUCCCCACCAUUGGGGGGAACAUACUUGUCAUACUGGCCGUGUCCCUGGAGAAAAAGUUGCAAUAUGCUACCAACUACUUUUUGACGUCCUUGGCAGUGGCAGAUUUGCUCGUGGGUCUGUUUGUGAUGCCCAUUGCCCUCCUCAUAAUAUUAUUUGACAAUACCUGGCCUUUACCAACUGCCUUGUGUCCUAUCUGGCUGUUCCUCGAUGUCCUCUUUUCCACAGCUUCCAUCAUGCACCUCUGUGCCAUCUCACUAGACCGUUAUAUUGCGAUAAAAAAGCCAAUCCAGGCUAGUCAGUACAAUUCAUGGGCUACAACAAUCAUCAAAAUCAUCGUGGUUUGGCUCAUUUCAAUAGGCAUUGCAAUCCCGAUCCCUAUCAGAGGCAUCGAAGACGGAAACGGCAACUCCACAAACAUCACGUGUGUCCUGAUGCCUGAUCGUUUCCAUGACUUCAUUCUGUUCGGCUCAGUGGCUGCGUUCUUCAUUCCCCUCGCUAUCAUGAUUGUCACCUAUUUUCUGACAAUCCAAGUGCUGCGCAAGAAGGCCUAUUUGAUCCACAAACCGCCCCAGCGCUUCACUUGGUCAACAGUGUCCACAGUAUUCCAGCGUGACACAACACCCGCCUCCUCACCGGAGAAGGUGGCCAUGCUAAAUGGCUCCAGGAAGGACCAGACUCUGUCCAGUGACAUGCCUCUCUGCAGGACAUCUACAAUUGGGAGGAAGUCCAUGCAAACCAUAACCAAUGAGCAAAGGGCAUCAAAAGUUCUGGGGAUUGUAUUUUUUCUUUUCCUGCUGAUGUGGUGCCCAUUUUUCAUAACAAACAUAAGUUCAGUUCUGUGCAACUCCUGCAACAAGGAGGUUUUCCAAAAGCUUUUGGAGAUAUUUGUUUGGAUAGGAUAUCUAUCCUCAGGAGUGAACCCUCUUGUAUAUACACUCUUCAACAAAACAUUUAGGGAGGCUUUCAGCAGGUAUAUCACUUGCAACUACCAGACCAUAAAGCCUAUCAAGGCCCUGCGGAAGCGCUCCAGCAGGAUCUCUUUCAGAAGCUCUGUGGCAGAAAAUUCCAAGCUCUUUGUCAUGAACGGGAUGAGAAACGGGAUUAACCCCAUUAUGUACCAGAGCCCAAUGAGGCUGAGGAGCUCACCCAUGCAGGCAUCAUCAGCCAUUCUGCUGGACACCUUGCUGCUCACUGAGAAUGAAGCUGAUAAAACAGAAGAACAAGUCAGCUACGUAUAGUGGAACUGCAGCUGUGUCUGUAUAUAGCAUUGCUGUAUGUAUUAUUCUAGAUAACUGUGCUAUAAGAGGGUAUAAAUACUAUUGUUUUCUGUUAUUUAUGCAAGCAAUAUCUUAUAAAUUUAUAUUAAUUCCUCUCUUCCAAAGACUCCUCUACUUUAACCCCAACCCCGUGGUUGCCAUGGUGGCAACCACAACUUCAUUCCAUGAAAAAUGACUCAUGCAGAACUGUAGCCUAAGGAAGAGGGAAAUAAAUAAAA